Messenger RNA from Hansenula ciferrii, 852 nucleotides. Its product is annotated as putative short-chain dehydrogenase/reductase. The record is from RefSeq and is a predicted model, not a curated record. The transcript has a single exon. The coding region runs from base 1 to 852 and encodes 283 amino acids. NCBI's taxonomy places the organism in Eukaryota, Fungi, Ascomycota, Saccharomycetes, Phaffomycetales, Wickerhamomycetaceae.
AUGACUGAACAAAUUACUGAUUUAUCCAAAUUAAACGUCCUUGUAUUCGGUGGUACUGGUGGUCUUGGAAGAGCAAUUUCUCAAAAUUUAGCAUCAAGAGGUGCUCAAGUCACAGUUAUUGGACAAACUUUUAGAGAUUCUGAUAUUAAAAAUAUUAAUUUUAUUAAAACUGAUUUAAGUUCAAUUAAAUCAUCACAAAAUUUAGCUCAUGAAUUAGAUGUAACCAAUGUUGACCUAGUUUUAUUUACAACUGGUAUCUUAGCAUCAAAACAAAAACAAGAAACUUCAGAGGGGUUAGAAAAAGAUAUGGCUGUUAGUUAUCUAAAUCGUUUAUCAAUCCUAAAAAUCUUAUUACCAAAAUUACCAAAAUCUACUAAUCAUGGGUUUAAAGGUUCAAGAAUAUUCAUCAUGGGAUUCCCUGGUAAUAAUCAAUUAGGUUCUCCAAAAGACUUGAACCAAGAUGAAACAUAUCAUUAUUGGACUACACAUAUGAAUACAGUUGCAGGUAAUGAAUCCCUAGUAACCUCGCUCUCAAAGACAUACCCCCAAGUUAAAAUCUUUGGAUUAAAUCCAAACCUAGUCAAGACAAACAUUCGUUCAAAUUUAUUUGGUGAUGGUUAUUUGGGAACUGCAUUUGAAUCAGUCCUUGGUUGGUUUACUAAUACUCCUGAACAAUAUGCUAAUGUUAUAACACCUCUUUUAGUUUCACCAGAAUUGAAUGAUGAUGAUGGUGGGUUUUAUAAUCAUAAAGGUCAAAAAAUUCCUGGUUCAAAAGGAUUGGAUAAAGAAUAUGCUGAUGAGUUUAUUGAUGCUAGUGUUGAAGUUUUGAAAAAGAAGGGUAUUGAUGUUUAA